Molecule: messenger RNA, 303 nt
Organism: Guillardia theta CCMP2712
Lineage: Eukaryota; Cryptophyceae; Pyrenomonadales; Geminigeraceae
Exons: 2
Coding region: 1-303 (100 amino acids)
Biological process (GO): regulation of transcription by RNA polymerase II
Cellular component (GO): CCAAT-binding factor complex
Molecular function (GO): RNA polymerase II cis-regulatory region sequence-specific DNA binding; DNA-binding transcription activator activity, RNA polymerase II-specific; protein heterodimerization activity
Source: RefSeq, a predicted model, not a curated record
AUGCUCCCAAGUGCGAAUGUGCAGAGAGUGAUGCGUGAAGUAAUUCCUGUAAAUGGCAAGAUAGCGCAGGAUGCCAAGGAUUUCGUUCAGAUCUGUGUUUCAGAAUUUAUCACGCAAGUGACCGCCGAGGCUCAUGAGAAGUGCAAGCGAGAAGACAGGAAGGCGAUCACAGGGGACGAUAUCUUGUGGUCGAUCAACCAACUAGGUACAUCUCAUGACGAUCUCAUCUUGAGCGAGCAUGAUCGUAUCUCUCCAGGUUUCAUGCACUAUACUAAAGUUGUUCGAUGCUUCUUGCAAAGGUAG